UCGCCGUUCCCAUUGAAACUCCAUCACACGGAUUUUUCCAGUUCCUGCCGCGCCGAAAAUAGCCCGGCUGCUCCCCGCCGCUGUGGUCUAAUUCCUCAGGAACCGGUGGAUCCAGUUUGAUCCAUCCCUCUCUCUGUGUUUCCCUUCAGCAAACUUGUUGAGUCCCCCCCCCCCCCCUCGGUGUUCCUACUGUAGAGAGAAAAAAAGAAAAGCGAGGUGUAGCGUUGGACUUCCGAGGACAUGUCGUUAGUCGGGAUCAUGCAGGUGUAGGGCUCGAUGAGGCGGUGCCGCUGCAGGUGGAGAACUCGACGGGACGCAACAGGACGCCGUGUAGGGAGACCGGAGAUGCGCUCCUCUUUACCUGCGCUCCUCUGAAUAUACUCCGAUUAUUGGAACGAGCGAACCACCGGACGAAGUAGCUCAUUGAGGCUUGUUUUUUUUGUUUUUGUUUUUUUGUUGCAUUAAAAGGAAGGUGGAGACAUCCCGCCAGCCCCCCCUCGUCCUUCACUGAAAUCACCAACUCACUGUGCACAGGGGACACGUUUGAAGUACUCCUGAAGCACUGGAAAAUGGAGGCUCCCCGUGGUUUCUGUGCUAAGCUAAAAAUUAAACAGGAGGAAGAGACAGCGGAGGAGACGGACAAGAGAAGCCCAGCAGGCCCGACGGAAGAGGAAGGAGUGACAUUGGAGGAAUCCAUGACUGACAGCCCGAGCGACGUGCAGGAUGGAUUAUCUGAGCCCAACGUGACGUCUGAUUUAGGAAGUCAACAAACACACGGUGACAGGCCGUUCCAGUGUAACCAGUGUGGCGUCUCAUUCACCCAGAAGGGAAACCUGCUAAGACACAUCAAGCUGCAUACAGGCGAAAAACCCUUCAAAUGCCCCUUCUGCAGCUACGCCUGCCGGCGGCGCGAUGCCCUCAGCGGGCAUUUGCGCACUCAUGCUGUUGGCAAACCGCACAAGUGCAACUUCUGUGGGCGGAGCUACAAACAGCGCACUUCUCUGGAGGAACAUAAAGAGCGCUGCCAUAGUUACCUGCAGGGUAUCGGCGUGGAUCUGAAUGCCAACGCUGGCCGUUACACAGGUGAGGUCCCUAAAGACUCGAGGCCUAUGGCGGAGCCCAGCACCAUGGCUACCUACGAUCGGCCACCUGUUAUUGAAAGACUGCACAGCAACGUGGGCAAGAGGAAAAGUACCACUCCUCAGAAAUUUGUGGGUGAAAAGAUGGUUCGCUACGGCUACCCUGAACUAGGCUAUGAGAUGGGCCUUAAGUACGAGAAGCAGGCCGAAAUGAUGUCGGCCCACAUGAUGGACCAGGCCAUCAGCAAUGCCAUCACGUACCUGGGAUCGGACACUCUUCGGCCCAUGCUCCACCAUCCGGGUCCCCCUCUCUCCAUGCCGGAAAUGGGGCCCAUGGUGAACCCCCUCUUCCACCGCGUCCUGCCAUCGGGCCAACGAACAGAUCACCCCGGAAACUGUGACGCGCUGAAACCUCAGCGCCUUCAGCCGCACGACUUCACCAGCCAGCCCGCCACAAAUGGGCCGACUGCUUUAAGCAAGCUGCACCAUCCAGGGCAAGAAGAAUCUCCCAACAACAGCGGGGUCGGCUCUCCUGACUCGGACCGCAGCAGCCCUCAUGAGGGGCGGGCGCACCGUGCGAGCAAUCCCGCCCCCGGCCUCAGGUCUCGAGCCAGUCCGGCGGUGAGCUACUCAGGUGAGCGAGCGACAGAAGUGUCACCCAGGAGUGGGGCAGCAAUGGGGACUGGGAUGAUGCGAGCGCCCACCGACAGGCCUCCGAGCCAGGACGGGGUUCGGGUGUUUGGACGAGAGGGCCAGGAGUUGCGCGCCUACCAGUGCGAGCACUGCCGGGUGCUCUUCCUGGACCAUGUCAUGUACACCAUCCACAUGGGUUGCCACGGAUACAGAGAUCCAUUGGAGUGCAACAUCUGCGGUCACCGCAGCAAAGACAGCUAUGAAUUCUCCUCUCACAUAGUUCGUGGUGAACAUACCAUCCAGUAAACGGAUGGGUAGGAAUAUUAGGGAAAGACAAAAACCCUCCUUACCCUCAGGCAUCUGAGACUGCACAGUUGAAGGGCACUGUAGAAAAGUGUAGCACAAUCAUAGCAUAUGCUUCUUUAAACCAGUUAUGUGAAUCUGAGCAGGUGAACAAUCAUAUGAAGGUACGGGCCAAAGACAUUAUUUCUACAUGUGUAAUUGAGAUUAAUAAAGCAGAAGGAAGGUGUGUUUUAUUUAUUUUUCUUGCAAAAUGUUAUGAAUUGUUUAACAGAGCAGCUUGAGCUAGUUUUUUUUUUUUUAGUCUCCGGUUUUGCUUGUCAUGUCAUCGUGCUUUUGUUACAAAAAAAUAGUGCAUACAAAUACGAAUGUCAUAUUUAUCCGCGGGCAGAGGUAAAGUCUUCAGAUAAUUUUAAUUAAAUGAUAAUAAUACAAUGAAUGAUUUCUGUCAUGGACAUAACAACGGCAUUGCAUGGAACUGGCCCACCUACUGUGGCUUAUCACACAGGAUCCAUCAAGUAUCUUUCUGUUCUAUUGCCAUGGCCCCCGUAUUGUUUUAGCUUUGAAACAUGUUGGUACACAUAUUGUCAUGGUCCAGUAGUACUGUGUGUUGCUAGAAACUCAAUGUCCAUUCGGUCUUGAUUGCCAGUUGUCUCUGAUUGUAUCUCGCUGCAGUUCAAGAGUCGUGCCCUUAUCUUCAGAAUCAGUGUGGUUCGGUAUUGCUUUGUAUAUUUGCAUAGUUUUAAAAGGCUUAACAUGCAAAGAUUACUAUGGUGUUUGUGGAAAUGCAAAUUACUUUAGACUUUACAAUUGAGCCCAAAUAAUAGAUAAGAAAGAUAUAGUUGAGACACAUUCUCAUUCCGUCCUGUAAAUGUAUUUUAGGAGAACUUGGAGGCGGUGAGACAAUGAAGAGAAGGUUAACACGGCUGUUUCGGAUGUGUCAAUAAUCACAAAUACAAACGAUCAUAUACGUAGACAUAUGCAUAUCAUAAAUUACGCAAAUGACGCUGAUGGAGUUUUAACCAAAAUUUGACACCCAAAAACUAAUGUUAACACUCAAAAGGUUACAUAGCCUGCUGAUGACAGAAAGCUACCUCCUAAGAGCCUUUACAAAAUUCAGCAGUGAAGUGGGCUGUUUUUUGUCUUAGCUAGACUCGAGUAGUAGACUAAUGACGCUCGACACCAAUGCUAGUGGAACCAGCUAACUAGCCUCCUAACCUCUCACAAAAUCCUAUCUAUGUUUUAGAUUAUUAAUUGCUGAUUGCUUACUUACACCCCCCAUGUUUUUCGUGUAUCCGGGGCUGGUAGAGCACUUCCAUACCGCUACUACCACAGAGAGAGAAGACCACCAACUUCCUGUGUCUAACUUGUAUGUUGAAAAAUAUUUUGAAGAAAAAAAAAAUAUUGUCCUAGUUCAUUUUUUAAUAACAUAUGUAAUCAAACCUGCAUGAAGAUUCUACCAUUUUCAAACACAUGGGGGGGGGGCAGGAUCACUAACACUGGAAGCAUUUCCAAUUAAAGUUGAAAUAAAAUGCAUUUACAGUUCCUUUGAAUAAAAUGAUCAAAUAUUCACAUAAAAGAUGUACAAAUAUUUAUGACAAUCUUAUAUCUAUCUCAAGAAACUCCUUUCUUUGUUUAUAUUUAGACUAAAUAAUCCGCCUUGGUAAAGUUUGCACCUACAAUGUUUAAUUGUAAGUUAAUUUAAAGGUUUAUUGACUAUGAAGCUAAAUAGCUUUGGAAGGAGUACAGGAAGGAUAUACUAAUGCAUAUUUCGCGCAAAUGAUGCCCAUUUAUGAUUCCUUGACAGUUCAUGUACAAAAGGAUUGGAUCCUGGUUAUUGGUGUUUCUUGCGGUCUAAGAACACCGUUGGAUUCCUAGUUCUAGCGGACUUACACGUUGACGGAGCGUUUGCAUCUAAUGACUCCAAAUGAUGCUUUAUGGCAAUGGAUACCAAAGAGAUGAAGGAGGUUAAGGAUACUUUUAUUACUUACUUAUUUUAAAGAUUCUUUUGUUCUUAUCCAAUUUGUGCUAUUGGAUGGUUUUGUGUAUGCAUAUAUAAUUACUGUGUUGUUUGGGGGGUAGGUUCAUACAGGAUGUCCAUUUCUAGAUGGUUAAAGGUUCUUAUUCAAUGAAAGCUUUCAUCCUACAUACUCCAUAAUAUGUCAUGACAAAGACAGAGAAACAUCUACGGGCUUUGUCCUUUUCACCUUGACAUUUUACCUCCCGCACCUUUGUGUUCCGCUAAAUGCCUAAAAUUGACUUUUUAACAGACUUAAGAAGAGAAAAAAAAGAGAAAUCCCCGAUGUGCAUGAUGGGGAUUUUGUUCUGCAGAUUUCUUCAUAUCUAACCUUUUGAAGUGAGCUUUGAGGAUGGGACACCACGAGGAAAAGGGAGUGUGGUUAAACAUAUAGUUUUAGUUUGAAGGCACCUCCCUAAACCGUAGCAUUCCACUGUAAGCCCACUGUGACAUAGAAAAGCACACGUAGGAACAAUGUAAAGGGCGAUGAAGAGAUUAGCAACUAUCCAGCUCCAAAUCCCUCGUUCAUGUACAGUCUGUUGAAGGAUAACGUGUUUCCAUCGGUAAAGCCGGCUGCCGCUCUUGCAUAGUUACAGUACUGUGUCACAGAUAAGACUUUGCUUUCCACAGUUGGCCUGCCACUUUAUGUCCAUGUCCUGACAAAAAAAAACAACGUGCUUGUUUUUGUUUCUGUUCUUUUUACAUUUAAGUUUGGAUCCUCGGCGGGGCACGUGUUGGGCUUUUAUCUCGGCGCAGUGUGUCUCUGAUGUCUGCGGUACCUUUUCGUUUUGUAACAAUACGGCUAGUGUCUCACUAGCGUUAUAAACAGCUGAUUAUUCUGUAAGGUUGAUCUCAGUGAUUUACUCUUGUAUGUUUGAUAUCUACUCGUGAUCAAAAGGCAGCUUUUUCUCUGUUUACAUGCCGCUUCUAUUAUGCACAACUGUUGCGCAGCUGGAACAAGAUCCUCUACUGUCUGUAAAGUAUUGGCCUGGAAAUUGUUCACACCUCACAGCUCUUAUGACGACUGUCUAUAUAUUCCUUAAAUAUAAAUAUAACAUUCCUGUAUUAAAUGAAGCCUUAACAUAUCCUUUUUGAUAAUCCUUUCUGAUCAAAUGUAAAUAGAUAUUAACCUGAUUCACUUCUUGAAUCCUUUUCAGAAGAAUAACAACAAACCAACUAGAACUAAUUACACUUGGAACUGGGCAUAGUACAUAACAGGAUGUUCAAAUGAAAAAUAUUUCUUGUUUUCGUAGUAAUGUAACAAGGACAGCCUUACAUAAUAUUAAAUGAAGCAGCCAUAUGAACUUAAAAUGUCAGAGAAAUGGUCUUCUGUCGGCCGGCCGUGUGCCGAGGAGUUUACUUGAAUAUCAGAAUCAUUGCUCUUGUUUUCGACCCGGGUUGUUUUUGUACAUUUUGAAAAUGUGUGUGCAAAGUGUCUAUUUUUCUGCUGAAUUGUCAAUGCAAAUAUAGUAUUGUGAACUUUUGUGUGUGUUUUUUAAGUUUAAAAAUGUUUACAAACAUGUAAAGGCAGGGUUCAGGUGAAUUGUGUUUUAUAAGAAAUAAUAUAUGAAAGGAGUGUAUUUUGGCACUGAUUACUGAAAUGAUCCAGAAACGUGUGUUGAUUUAUUGUCUCUGGUAUGGAUAACACAUUUUUCUGAUAUGAGGGCUCUCAGGUAUUCGCAUAGGUUGUGUAUUUUUAUGUCCUAAAAUAUGUGAUUUUAUUUAUCAAAAGAUGCACAGUAAUUUAAAAUCGUUGGUCAACCCUCAUGACUUAAAUCAGAAGUUAGAUGAUUCAACAUCAAUGACAUAAACAUGAAGACACAUUGCUGUGAAGAAUGUAUAUUUUUGAGGCAUGGGUUUCUCUCUAUUAAAGACGUGGUUUUACUG
Molecule: messenger RNA, 5916 nt
Organism: Gasterosteus aculeatus aculeatus (three-spined stickleback)
Lineage: Eukaryota; Metazoa; Chordata; Actinopteri; Perciformes; Gasterosteidae
Source: RefSeq, a predicted model, not a curated record